UGACAAGCGUCGUCUGCUUGUCUGCUAGAAAUGAUUUAAAAAUGAAAAUGGAUAGAUAAUCUUUAAUGGGAGCUUUCUCUUCUGUUUUUGCGUUAAGAAUUUGUUAGAUAUAGCCAAUUUAAGUAAUGAAUAAUUGAUAACGGUUUCGUGAAAUGCGUUUUAUAAAGUGCGUUAAACUACUCGUUGCUGUAGUUGUAAGCUUAUUCAUUUUGUGGCUGGCAAACAAACCGAGAAACACCAGGCACGACGAUUCAGGAUGGGACUUGAAAAAUGAUGAUGUUGCUAUACCUAUUAAGUUUGGUAAAAAUCAAAGAGAGUAUAUUGACUCUCGAGGUAUUCAUGUAGUUGUUGGACGAUAUGUUGGUGAUUCAUUGCCUGGUCCAUCUCAUCCAAAUUUAACUGAAGAAGUUUUGAAUCAAAACAACUUCAAUCCAAUUCCAUCACAAGGAGAGUGGGGAGAACCAGUAGCCAUCCUACCCCAUGAGCAUUCCAAAUCACAGAGUUUGUACAGGAUACAUCGGUUCAAUCUUCUUGCUAGUGAUCGUAUUCCAUUAAAUAGAACACUUCCAGAUAUUAGGAAACCACAAUGCAAAGAACUUUCUUACAACAUCAAUGAAUUGCCCACUACUUCAGUCAUUAUUGUUUUUCACAAUGAGGCCUGGAGUACUUUGUUGAGAACCGUUCACUCUGUUAUAAACCGCUCACCACCUAAACUGUUAUGGGAAAUUAUUCUUGUGGAUGAUGCAAGUAACAGAACUUUCUUGAAAAAGCCAUUGGAAGAUCAUGUUAGCGUGUUACCUACCAAAGUUAUGGUUUUGCGAUCCGAAAAAAGAAUUGGUUUAGUAAGAGCCAGACUUAUGGGAGCUCGUGAAGCCACAGGUGACGUUUUGACAUUUUUGGAUGCUCAUUGUGAAACUACUGAUGGUUGGCUCCAGCCACUUCUAUAUCGAAUUAAAACUAACCCAAAUGUAGCCGUAUGUCCUAUAAUUGACAUUAUUAGUGAUGACACCUUUGCUCUCUUACGAAGUUUUGAGCUUCAUCACGGUGGGAUGUCGUGGAAUCUCCAUUUCAGAUGGUUUGGUGCUUCGGAAACUUUAAUGUCGGAAAGACGCGGGAAUAUGAGUAUCCCGUUCAGGACCCCUGUAAUGGCAGGUGGAUUGUUUGCAAUCGGUCGCGAUUAUUUCCAAGAGAUUGGGACAUACGACGAUCAGAUGGAUAUCUGGGGUGGCGAGAACAUUGAAAUGUCUUUAAGAAUUUGGCAGUGCGGUGGUCGGGUUGAAACGUCUCCGUGCAGUCAUGUUGCACACGUUUUUCGGAAAUCGAGCCCUUACACCUUUCCAGGAGGAGUAAAUCAAAUUCUUUAUUCAAAUCUUGCGCGAGCUGCAUUAGUCUGGAUGGAUGAGUGGAAAGAAUUCUUCUUCAAAAUGAAUCCUGAAGCAAAUCGUCUCCGAGAUGCUCAAUCUAUCCGUUCGCGCCUGUCUUUGCGCAGUAGACUCAAGUGCAAUGAUUUUAAUUGGUACUUGAAAAACGUUUGGCCAGAGAACUUUUUCCCUGGGCCGGACAGAUUUUUCGGAAAGAUUAUUCACAGAGCAACUGGCAAAUGUUUAGAGCGUCCCCUUGGCGGCGGAGGUGUAUCGCAACCAAUCGGGCGUCUGAAGCUUGUUCCUUGUGUCCAGCAAUGGUUUGAUGCACACUUGUGGGUUGCUACAUGGAACAGCACUCGAAAAGAUGGUCGUACUCUUCCAGGCUACUUGAUGUCUGAUGAAUCCCUUUGUGUAGACCAUUUGGAUGGCGAAGCGCGAGCUAUGGCCUGUUCGGGAUUCAGUAAACAAUUAUGGCAUCACAAUUUGAGGACCAACGCGAUUGUGCAUGGCAAUUCUGGUUUGUGUUUAUCUAUUUCUCGCCCACCUGAAACUCCUGGAGAGGUCUCAGUUCAUAGUUGUGAUGGCUCGUCUGAGCAGCAAUGGACUCUUCAGCCUGAGAAAUGGAGUUGAUGUCACUAAACCCUGAUAAACCGUCAGCUCAUUAGCUUGGCUUUGUGCAAUCUUCCCAGUUUCUCACACCCCGCCUUAUUCACUUACCAUGUUAACUCAAGUGUUUAUUUCAAUGUCACUUGAAGACUUAACUUAAAAUGACGGCAUGAGCUCAAUUCAAUUUAUAUUUAAUUGAUUUGUUGUCUCACGUGUUGCUUGUUAAAUUCAAAGAAUAAAUUACGAGGAUAUUUCGUCA
Daphnia pulex (common water flea) is the source of this 2229-nucleotide messenger RNA. RefSeq names its product polypeptide N-acetylgalactosaminyltransferase 1-like. NCBI's taxonomy places the organism in Eukaryota, Metazoa, Arthropoda, Branchiopoda, Diplostraca, Daphniidae. The transcript has 9 exons. Gene Ontology annotation, cellular component: Golgi apparatus. Bases 153 to 1994 code for a protein of 613 amino acids. The record is from RefSeq and is a predicted model, not a curated record.